AUGGUCCUCAUUGAAGAUGCAGUCAGCAUGACGGGCUGUGAACAGAUCCCCUGUGAGGGUUCAAGGUACUUGAUUAUCGACACCUAUCGCCCGUUGGUUUUUUUUCUUGCUGGUUAUUGCAACGUGGGCCACAACCCACGAGGCCUUUCGGCCCAGGCCCAUGGCGGCGCCGCUGAAGGAGCGGAUAAGGGGGACUGGGAGGUGGGGCGGUUGGGGUCAAUCCCCCCCAUUCCACUGCCACCUCCACGGGAUCCCGCCGGCCGCCGCCGAUGGCGCCCAGCGCCGGCGAUCUUCAGGAGGAGGACGUCCCCCCCGCAGCGUAGCCGGGGAGGUGGAGGCUUGCAGGGGCCCAGGAGCCGGAGCGGAGGCCGGGGUGGUGCUGCUCCAACGCCGCCGCGAAACGAUGAAGGAUCCGUCGAGCCACGGGUGGCGGCGUUCACGGGCUUGCUGGGGCGGAGGCGGCGGAGAUGCUGGGGCCGUGGAAGACAACGCCUCAUCCUCGAUCUUCAUGCCGGUGGCAAUGUUGAGGUCGGGGACGGUAGCGCCGGGUUCGUUGGUCUCCGCCGGUGUGCUUGGCUCCUGCUUCACAACGGAGUUGAGCCACUGCUCCUCCUCUUCGUUCGGCGUCACCUCCCACUCCAUCAUGGCGGGCACGGGGCCAUAGCCCGGAGGGGCGAAGUGCUCCUCGUCUUCGUCAGCGGGCGUCGGUGUAGGGAGGUCCGGGUAGGCGAGCGGCUCGUCGAUGACCUCCGGUUCCGGUGGUGGAGUGGCCGGCGGUGGAGGGCACGACCCGUACCCGUGCACGGGGCAGAAAUCGCGGGCAGGGCAAGGGACGAAUCCGUGCACCAGGCAAAAGGCCAUGCCUGCGUCCAUGCCAUUGCCGAAGAAGAUCCCCGGCGGUGGCGGGGCCUGGGCGGCGUCGAAGAACUCCUCCUCGCCCAGGAACGGGGCUGCAGCCUCGGCAGGAGCCCAGUCCAUUGGCGGAGCGACGAAGGCCGGCAUCAGGGGUGCCUGGUAGGCGUGGUGGACGGCGGCAGAUGGGUUGCUUGGUCCUGCCUACUCUGCGGCAGCGGGGCCAGGGUGAUCAUGACGACCAUGGCGACCACGGCGAUCACGGCGGCCGUUGCCUGGGCCCCAAUGGCGAGGAACACCAGCACUGUGGCGUCUGGCAGAUCGACGGAUCUCCCGUCCAAUGAAUCGAACAAGGGCAGAGGCGAUUCUGUGCAGAUUUCAUGCACUCCUUUCACCUCACCACACAUGCCACAUCAUCAAAGCAACGUGCGGGGUAUUUUCUAGUUCCAGAAGAGGCGGGGUGAGCAUGGACCUACUUUAUCGCAUGGUUUAGAAAGAGAGAUAUGAAGGACUAGAAAUAAGAUGAAUGUUGACUUCAUGGAGGGAGCAAACAGACCUAUUGACCCUCUGCAAGUAGCAAAACUUAUUUCAGAGAUUGGUUAUGAAGUUGCCCAUAAAAACCUGCUUCUUGAAGUUCAGGUCAGUCAUCAAAUAGAUCUCUUUGACAUACCACAUCUUUUUAUCUUUGCGCUCUAAAUGUUGUAACAUGAAUGUGUGUAUGAUGUCCGUAGCUAAAGUUUGAGUUUCCAAAUAACGCUCCAUUGGCCAAAGCAGUGAUUAAAGGUAUCAUUCAGAAAAGCGUGUGGUCACAUAUGCACCAACUCAAAAUGAAAUAUUACAAUGAGGUUAAAAGUCUUACCGAUGAGUAAGCCUUGCAGUUGAAGCCAUUGAUUAUUAUAGAUAAAGUUUGGAAAGAUCUAGUGAACAGUGGAAGGAUGAACACUACCAGAUAAUUCGUGCUUAAUCUAACAGAUUCAAUUUUUAUUAUACCAUAUCGUCAAAACUAAAUUCCAUAUGCUCACAUACUUGCAUAUGCUCACAUUAUGCUGUUCAUUCCUGGACGUUGAGAUUCCCACCAAUCAAUGUAUACAUAGUCGUAUUUGAUCUUUGUCCUCACUUUAUAAACAAUGCCGAGGCCCACUGCACUAUCGAAUUGAAUGAGCCAUGUUUGCGAUUCAUCGGUACGGUCCUUUUUUCUUAUCAGAACCAAACCAUGUAGCCACGUUAGCAGGACCCGACAUUUCAUUUCCGAACUCAGCAUUUUCUCACAGAUGAUGUGUCAAUUUGCAUCAUACUGGGUAAAUUGAAAAAACAUUCACAUCGUACUGUCUGUUUUAAAAACAAGAAUCAGUUCAUUGCCGUUUUCAUCUUUUUGACAACAUUUAGGUUCGUACACAUUCUGAAUUUCAUGGAACAGACGAGGGCAGUGACAAAUUACAACAUCACCAAAUAGAUAAAAAAAGAGUGAUAUUUUUUCCUUAGUGAUCAGCGCAGGUACCCACCUCUUAAUCCAUUCAGGGGCUUGGGUAUCUCGCUUCACGGCCGAUUCCCCUGAAUCAAUACGGCCAUCGUCUUUGAUGCCCACCGGAUUCUGCAUCUCCACCCCGCUGGCGUCCACCCCAGCUACUGAGAAAUCUGCCUCCCCUACAUCUUGCGCGCGAUCAACCUCUGCAACUUUGCCCAGAUCCAUGGCUUCAUCAAAGAUUGUGAUCCUACAAUUACGGUUCUAAGCAAUCAACGUAAGACCCCCAAUUUUGUGAAAGCAGCCUGACAGUUUCGAUCGCGAGCCGGCAAGAGGACCAUACCUGCAGACCGGAUCCACUAGGUAGCCACCUUGUUGGACGCGUAAUCGAUUUUCGUCAGCUGCUCCAUUGCACUGAAUUUGUCUUCGCUGAACCUCUCACCACAUGCCGCUGAAAUGCUGUACCCCCAUGAACUGUAUCUCGAGCAGGCAGACAUACAAGGUUCGAUGCAUGAAGUAAAACACAAGACCCAUUAGCGCAUUUACGGUAGCAACGCUACUUUUGGACCAUGGUCUUUCUUACGAGGUAGGUGUUGUUCCACCGGUCCCGAUUACAAGCAACCACGAGGCUUGUCCAUCGCCCUCCAACUGGGCUCCCAGUCAUACGUACACACAUUGUAUAGCGCCCAAGCGCUGAUUAUUAGGGUUCGCUCCAAUAUUCAUUAAAUGCAGUGGCACGAAUCCACAUGCUGUACUCAGUGCUCCAUAUACUAUGACCAUAUGCCGGUAUGAGCCAUAUGGCUGCUCUCCAACAAUAAAGCAAACUGAAGAGAUGUGAAACUCCACCAAACUAUUGGCUCUAGAUGCUACAUUGCAGUUUAUCACAGUAAGUGUAAUGAGCAAAACCAGAAACCUACAACUGUUGAAUUUUUUGAAGCAACCCACACCAGAAAGAAGGAUGGGGUCAAGAUAGAGACUGCAACAACGACACUCGAAAUGAAGGAAAAGCAAAAUGCAACUUCAGCAAAAGGUGAAGAGCCAAAAACAGAUGUGCAAAUUCUUGCAGAGGUUCUCAAGGACGUUACCAAGCAUAGCACGUUCCUUGCAAGCAUGGGAGUGUCAUCUGCCUCCAGAUUGAACAGAGGCUUGUAACUCAGGAGCUAGCUACGGGAUCAAUAACCGACAUGUAUCAACAAGAGUUGAAUGCAAGAAUAGUAGCGCAGCAAUAGGAAAUCGAAGAGAUGAAAACAAAUAAGAAAGAUGGAAUUGCAGCUUUAAGAAGGAACAAGAGGAGAAAUCUAUUUCUAUGAAAAAGAAGUAAUCAGAACUGGAAGGAGCUUUUGGUUUUCUCUUAAGGAAGAUGCGCGGCGGCUCUGAUAACAUCAUGUCGCAACUCACUUAGGGGGGCUCUAACAACAUCAUGUCGCAACCCUAAUGAUGGUCUUCUUUGUCCGGAAACUUUGGUCGUCCCUUAUGAUAUUUUCUAAUGUGUGGUAGUCUAUCUGUUUUCUUUCAUGUCGUGUGUGAUACUUCCUCAGUUGGCUAAUCAU
Messenger RNA from Triticum dicoccoides, 3864 nucleotides. RefSeq lists its product as uncharacterized. The transcript is spliced from 6 exons. Bases 1 to 1296 code for a protein of 431 amino acids. Lineage: Eukaryota; Viridiplantae; Streptophyta; Magnoliopsida; Poales; Poaceae. The record is from RefSeq and is a predicted model, not a curated record.